AUAAGACGUUGCAGCUUGGGCUUGGGCUCCAAAUCGUGAUGGCUAUGCUGCCAAGCUCUUGGUGUUUGUGACCAUCACCAAGUCCCAUUGGUCACAACGUAUUAUUGUUUGAGAAGAUGUACACAACUAAAUUCAGGGCAAAAUCUGAUGAAUCUUCUAGCUCAACCGGCUACACCGGCUUCCCCUUGGCCUUGCACUAUCCAUGCUCACUCAGCCGCCAGGAAUACGCUCGAAGGUUACAACCAGGAUGGGGUUUGUUAUUUUGCAAAGGCGGCUAGCUGAUACCUCUGUAUCUAUACGGUCAAGAAGGAUUGUGUGUCAAUAUGGGGGGGUUGAAGUACUGGCAGUGUCAAUCACAAUUGUGAUUAACGUGAGACGUCUCACUUCAAAGUCAACUGCACGAGAUUGCUGCGAUUAGUACAGCCUUUUACGGAGUAGAUUCACAAGACCCCCUUACGAUCGUCGAGGUCCACCUGUUUGAUCGUCAGGCAUUUGAAAAGCCGACUACUCAUCUAAAGAGCCGCAGUUCGUCAUGCCAGCUCCACGAGAUUCAAGCUGACCCCUAAUGGGGAGAUGGGCUUUGAUUGAGAGUCAAUUCAUCCCCAUCCCUUACGUCAUGAGUCCAAUUUUGCGGUAAUAAGUUUGGAUCAGAUCGUGAUGUGGCACUAUUUCUAGUCCAGCUGAACUUUGCGUGGAGAAUUCAAAACAUAUCAUGAGCAGUGUUGAUAAAAUGCGUCAUCCUACAGCCCUCGUCUUAUCAUAUAUGGUUUUCCUGAACGAAUAUUGACGAUAUCUCCAGCUAGUUAGUGAAGGAUCCUACUCCCUUCUGGCAAUUUGCAGGUUGCCAACAUUUCUUGGCAUCUGAUUGGGUCGAAUCACUAGAUCGGGUUGAACAAGGUGCGCUAACCACGAGAUUGGACACACUUUAUUUUGUCAAGUUAGCGUUGUUUCGUUUCAUGACGUGUGAAUAUGCCUGUAUUUCCAUGGCGCCAGCACGUGGUCACUUACACAGCUUCAGCGACCAUUAGCCUCAAGGGGAGGCUAGAAAACUCAGGCCUUGAUCCUACCAGUAAGUGACAAAAAGACUUAGUUAGCUUAGCAUAAGUUAAGGAUAUAUUUUGCUAAAUUCAUUUUGAUACACUAUGUCAAGGUUCGAUACUUUUUUGUUCCCCGACGCCCCCAAGGAGGACUACGUGUUGUAAAGUGCUGUCAGUUUCCUGGUAACUUACCCUGUAGCCUCCCAACCAACCUAGGUACCUUAGGAACCUACUUUAUCUCCAAAGGAUCCACCGUUGCUAUUCGUCCCUUUCAGACUGACACGGUUCAUCAAAAUCAAAUCGAAUGAAGUCCCUUACUAAUGGGCCCUUUAUAUGUAUAUAUGCCUUUUCAGUUGUCAAAUCAGCGUUUCUCGGGGUAUAUAUAUAGCCUACACUUAUGUGCAUUGGCUGACUUAUCAAACGCCAUGCAUUGCUGCAAUUGGGCUUCAGCCACUCUCUCACGGAAGAUCCCCGAAGCACAUCCUAUCUCAAGGCAAGUUUUUACAAAAGAAGCAGGCCAACCGCACAAACUGAAUCGUUCCAAGGGCGUUUGCAGGGUGAUUCUUCUCGUUCUGCCUCCAAUGCUAGCUCAAUCUAGUCCUCUCUCCUACCGUUGGGGUCAACAAUGAGCUCGGGUUCCUGCGGGAGAAGAAUAGUGUUUGUACAUCAUUGGUCGCUUUGACACAAAAACUGCCUGUUCUGGAUGACACCCUGUUUUGGCGGUCUCGGGCUUAUCACGUGUCUGGGCAACUGUCUGUAAUCCCCCAGCUGUCCGAGCCUGAUUACGGUGCUCUGCUCUCUCCUGGGGAUCACAUCUCUCUCUUGGAGAGUACAUUAGCAAUCUAACUACAGGUUGCGGCCAGGCAGGCAACUCAAAAGGGGUAGCUCUGGGCUUGUGCAGCUGGAAUGCCCAGUCAACCAUCUUCGAUUCUGGCGGCCGUCCCGACAUCCUUCUUACCAUCGCUCCCGGUGCGACGCCUGGCAUGCACAGCAUGGCGCCCAUGUCGCAAGAGACGAUUCGCUUCGACGACGACUCGCCUUUUACAUGAUGUUCCCAUCUUGCCUUUUCGAUUCGAAACAGGCAUUGGACUCUUUGCGAAACGACCUCCCCGCCCAUUCCCUCCGCCUUUCCUCUCUCCUCCGUCUACAUCCUUUACCGAUCCUUUAAGUACACAUCACCAGAGCCGUGACCGUCGUGCUUUUGUCAACGGACAGCUUAUCAGAGGGAAAACAAAUGGCGAUGAUGCUGUCUAUGCGAGUGAUUAUUUCAUUUGUGCCAACGACGGCGUGGGCGCGUGGGCCACAAGACCGAGAGGGCAUGCCGGGCUCUGGUCAAGACUGAUUGGGCAUUUCUGGUCUUCUGCGAUCGAGGAAGAACUUGUUGGAUUACCAAGGUCGCAAGAACCGAACCCCAUCGCCAGCCUACAAAGUGCAUAUGAACAGACUCUUGAAGCGACUACGUCGCAAGACUGUUUGGGAACAACAACAGCUUGUGGCGCGCAACUACAUUACAAGACUUGCACCGAGAAUGAAGCACAAGCAUCGCCCGUCUUGUAUGUGACUAACGUGGGCGACUGCCAGGUCAUGGUACUCCGACCCAGUACUGAAAAAGUCAUCUAUAAGACUGUGGAGCAGUGGCACUGGUUUGAUUGCCCACGACAGCUUGGGACUAACAGUCCUGACACACCCACCGAUAAUGCAGUUAUGGACAAGGUCGAUUUGGAAGUCGGAGAUAUUGUACUUGCGAUGAGUGACGGGGUUAUCGAUAAUCUUUGGGAGCACGAGAUCGUUGCAAGAAUACUCAAAAGCAUUAAAGAGUGGGAAUCUGGGACACAUGCAGAAGCUCACAAGGGUGAUCGCGCAGGUGGCCGCAACGGUGGAAUGAGAGUUGCGGCUCAAGAUCUGAUGGAGGCAGCCCGGGAAAUCGCCGUAGAUCCUUUCGCCGAGAGUCCAUUCAUGGAGCAUGCGAUCGAAGAGGGUUUAGCAAGCGAGGGUGGUAAACUUGAUGAUAUCAGUGUUGUCGCAGCCCUCUGCGUGAAAAAUGAGGGAUGAUAGUAGUCUCUUUGCUGGACAACUGAGACAUCUGGACGGCUUCCAGCAGACUUGCCGGAUCGACCCUUCGAAGCAUAAGAUACCUAAUUACAUGAUUUAAUGGUGGAGAGGUAAACAAAUAGUUCUCAUAUAACGAGUAAUCAUGAAUUACAUAGAGAAGAUCUGCCUAGACAAAAUUUAGACAUGGAACCUCCAUUCUAAAGUAAUACUGUAGCACCUGCCUUAUUUUCAGCCCCAAAUAAGAGCCAUGGCAAUAUAGAGGAAGAAAGAAAACUCAGGACUUCGAUCCAAACAACAAGAAGACUUGG
Fusarium verticillioides 7600 is the source of this 3397-nucleotide messenger RNA. RefSeq lists its product as hypothetical. The record is from RefSeq and is a predicted model, not a curated record. Lineage: Eukaryota; Fungi; Ascomycota; Sordariomycetes; Hypocreales; Nectriaceae. The transcript is spliced from 4 exons. Bases 1944 to 3089 code for a protein of 381 amino acids.